AUGUCCGUCAUCGCUUUCCUUGUCGGCCUGCUCGCCACCAUCACCGCUGCCAACGAUGACCUACAAUCGAGAAGCUUCGUAACGCGGGACGAUACGGAGUUUGUCAUCAGCAGGAUUUCUUCUGGAAGGGAUACGAGUCAGGUUGCAUUGAGUGAUCUGAAGAUCACGGAGAAUGUGGUCAACCUGACUAUUGUGUCGGAUGGGGUGAACUCGCUCAGCUCGAAGUUUGUGCAGGCCAUGCGACGCUCUGGAACUUCCAGGGCGGGCGGUGUUACGGUGAGUGGCCAUAUCGAGACACUGGUCGGGAGAGGGAGUCGGAGUCGUUGUUGAUGCUGAUGGUAUGCUAGGCUGGUACUACGCCGUUGGAGAAUGUCGAGGGCGGCUCCGUUUUCCUGGCCGAAGUCGUCGUUGGCGGGCAGGAUUUCUCGGUCGUGGUGGACACCGGAAGCAGCGAUCCGUGGCUCAUCGUGAACAAUUACAAGUGCUACGAUGUGCAGGGCAAGCCACGAAAUCAGAAAUAUUGCAAUUUCGGUCCAGCCUACAAUCCUUCUUCGUCAACGACCUACCGACAGAUCACGGACCAGAACUUCAACAUCUCAUAUGCAGACGGCGAGACUCUGGGUGGAGACAUGGGCUAUGAAACCUUUGGCAUGGCAGGGAUCCAAGUGCCAAAUCAACAAUUCGGCCUCGUCGACGUCGCAGCCUGGUACGGCGAUGGCAUCUCUUCAGGUCUCGUCGGUUUCGCCUACCGCACUCUCACAUCCAACUACGCCGGCACCGACAGCACCAAGGACACGAAAGGCUCCACCCUCCUCUACAACCCCUUAUUCGUCAACAUGUACACCAACGAGAGCGUCGACCCCGUCUUCAGCCUCGCCAUCGACCGCGAUCCCAACGUCGGCGGCGUCCUCGCCAUAGGCGGUAUCCCGGACAUCCGCAUCUCACCCAUGUGGAUCACCACCCCUAUCCACGCCAUGCAAGUCAACCAAACCGAUGGCACACCCGUAUAUGAGUACUACACCAUCUACAUCUCCGGCUAUGCGAUUUCCAACAGCACCAGUACGCAGUUCAACCCCUACGAUACCCAAAAUCGACUAAAAGUGCCUCUAGUGGCAAACAACACCAACACCAUUGUGGACUCCGGCACCUCCCUCAUCUACGUUCCCAACAACGUCGCGUCUUCCGUAGCAGAAGCCUUCAACCCUCCGGCCACAUGGGACGGCUCCAACAUGUACUACUACGUCGCUUGCAAUGCCACGGCACCCGUCUUCGGCGUCGGCAUCACGCAGAAGGUCUUCUACGUCAAUCCCGAAGACAUGAUCGUCCAGAUCGGAAGCAAUACGUGUGUCUCGGUGGUGCAGCCGAAUCUGAGUGGGCUCAGUAUUCUGGGGAGUGCAUGGAUGAAGAAUGUGUUGGCUGUGUUUGAUAUUGGAUCCGAGCAGAUGCGGUUUGCUGCGAGGGAGUUUUAUAGCUCGACGGCUUCGGGGUGA
Messenger RNA from Lecanosticta acicola, 1490 nucleotides. NCBI's taxonomy places the organism in Eukaryota, Fungi, Ascomycota, Dothideomycetes, Mycosphaerellales, Mycosphaerellaceae. The record is from the annotation of a GenBank genome assembly.